This is a messenger RNA of Molossus molossus (Pallas's mastiff bat), 1340 nucleotides long. It is a transcript of the gene STAC, whose product is annotated as SH3 and cysteine rich domain. Lineage: Eukaryota; Metazoa; Chordata; Mammalia; Chiroptera; Molossidae. The record is from RefSeq and is a predicted model, not a curated record. Gene Ontology annotation, molecular function: transmembrane transporter binding. Gene Ontology annotation, biological process: skeletal muscle contraction; positive regulation of voltage-gated calcium channel activity; positive regulation of protein localization to plasma membrane. Gene Ontology annotation, cellular component: extrinsic component of cytoplasmic side of plasma membrane. The coding region runs from base 138 to 1340 and encodes 400 amino acids. The transcript has 11 exons.
CAGUGGAGGGCGCCUCGGCGCCUCGCGGAGGAUGGGAGUCCCCGGGACCCGGAGCUGAGCGACCCGGCGCGCGGCGCUCCGGAGGAAGCGAGCCUGGCUGUUCCUCCGGGAGCCAACACCGUUCCCGCGCCGCCACGAUGAUCCCUCCGAGCGGCGCCCGCGAGGACGGCGUGGACGGGCUGCCCAGGGAGGCGGCGAGCGCCCAGCAGCCGCCCUCCCCAGCAUCCACCGGCAGCCAGGAGUCCAAGCUCCAGAAACUAAAACGAUCACUUUCUUUCAAGACCAAGAGUCUACGGAGCAAAAGUGCUGACAACUUCUUCCAGCGAACGAACAGCGACGUGAAGCUGCAAGGGGACAAGCUGGCUGAGGUCAGCCCCAGCUCCAGCCCACUCCCCGCCCCAGGGAGCCUGACGUCCACACCCACCAGGGCUGGCCUGCACCCCGGCGGCAGCAAGGCCCAUGGCUUUCAGGAGCACAUCUUCAAGAAGCCCACUUUCUGUGACGUCUGCAACCACAUGAUCGUGGGAACAAACGCUAAGCAUGGACUGCGCUGCAAAGCCUGCAAGAUGAGCAUCCACCACAAGUGCAUGGAUGGCCUAGCACCCCAGCGGUGCAUGGGCAAGCUGCCAAAGGGGUUUCGGCGUUACUACAGCUCCCCCUUGCUCACUCAUGAACAGUUUGGAUGCAUUAAAGAAGUUAUGCCCAUUGCCUGUGGCAAUAAGGUGGACCCUGUCUACGAGGCCCUACGCUUCGGCACCUCCCUGGCUCAGAGGACGAAGAAGAGCAGCUCUGGCAGUGGGUCUGAUUCACCUCACAGAACCUCGACUUCAGACCUCGUGGAGGUUCCUGAAGAGGCUGACGGAGGCAAGUUUGACCUGCGGAAACGCAGCAACAGUGUGUUUACGUAUCCGGAAAAUGGCACUGACGAGUUCAGAGACCAAGCAAAGAACACAGACCACCAGGGACCUCUUUCCAAAGACCCAUUACAGAUGAACACCUAUGUUGCCUUGUACAAAUUUGUACCGCAGGAGAAUGAAGAUCUGGAAAUGAGACCAGGAGACAUGAUUACUCUUCUAGAAGAUUCCAACGAAGACUGGUGGAAAGGGAAAAUUCAAGACAGGAUUGGCUUCUUUCCAGCCAACUUUGUUCAGAGAGUACAACAAAAUGAGAAGAUUUUUAGAUGUGUUAGAACCUUCAUUGGGUGUAAGGAACAGGGGCAGAUAACACUGAAAGAGAAUCAGAUCUGCCUGACUUCUGAAGAAGAACAAGAUGGCUUCAUCAGAGUCCUCAGUGGGAAGAAGAGAGGCCUUGUCCCCCUAGAUGUCCUAGAAAAUGUCUGA